Messenger RNA from Scatophagus argus, 28844 nucleotides. RefSeq names its product microtubule actin crosslinking factor 1a (gene macf1a). Lineage: Eukaryota; Metazoa; Chordata; Actinopteri; Scatophagidae. The transcript has 103 exons. Gene Ontology annotation, molecular function: microtubule binding; keratin filament binding; cadherin binding. Gene Ontology annotation, cellular component: keratin filament; actin cytoskeleton; cell junction. Gene Ontology annotation, biological process: intermediate filament bundle assembly; wound healing; regulation of microtubule-based process. The record is from RefSeq and is a predicted model, not a curated record. The coding region runs from base 2699 to 26761 and encodes 8020 amino acids.
GCCAAGGAGGGAGGGGUGGAUUGUGAAAGUGAGAGAUCGAGCAGAAGAGAGUGUGAAGCUGCAGCAGCCGGGAGAUAAAAGCUUUUCUCUCCCUCUGCCGGCGUCUGUGAGCGAGGGAUAAAGCAGAGGAGGCAAGCCAGUCGAGGGAGAGACACAUCCAGGCUGCCUGCUGUCACUGGGGCUCCCGGCUUCUCCCGAUCAGCAGGCCUCAAACCACAAACGCACUGUAGGACAAGACACACUCGUGGACACGUAUGCAGCAGGGCUUGCACAGCUGACCGGGGGGACCGCCCAACCUCGUAGGCACAAACACACACACUCUUACUCUCUUCUGGACAGCUACACACUUUCUGUUUCUCCAGCCUCCACCGUAUCAAUCGGAUCAAUCCAGCCAUCCUUGUCUGACAGAGUCACGGCUUCCUUUUAGCAGGAGACGCCCUGUGUUCCUGGUUUUGCUCCCUGCACGUCUUUGUUAUUUAAGGGGAUAUGGAGUACGGAACUACUUGUCCUAGCCUCUGCCACUGUGCUGUGUGGAGUUUAGGACUUUCCUUCACAGGACACUAAAGCACUUUGGCUCUGUUCCAGAUGCACAUCUGUACCUGAAGCAGGUCUGUUACUAGUAUUGGAUCUUGACAAGACCUACGCCGACGGAGGACCGGUUUUCUUCCUCCGUUUCUCCUCUUCUGCCUCAGAGUCCAGUUCCGGCUUCUUUCCCAGAUCCCUCUUCCUAAUUAGAUCUUGUGGACAUGAGGAUUUAUUAAGAGAAGAAAAGACACAAGAGAGGAGGAACAGAUCCCCUGCCUGCUGUUUUUUGUCUCAGCGUAAGAUUUGGUCUAAAUAUCCACCACCUCCUACAAACUGUGGAUUUUGUCAGGCUGUUGCAUCGUCGCACUGCACCACCUGAUGAAGGGGAAGCUUGCCUAAGUAACUGGCAGACUGACAGCAGGACACGGGAGGUUUGUGAUUGGGCAGUGCGGGAACACCAUUCCCAGCCAAUUCGGAUCCUCAGGGACUCUGACAUCGAGGCAGGGGAAUAUUCAGACUGGUAUCCAGGGGAGCAGCAUGCGAUGCUAAGCUGUCUGGGGAGCUUAAGGUGGAGUCUGUCUGUGUUCAGCUGCCUCCAGAUUAGGAGCAGCACCCUGCUCACAGCGGUAUUUUGUUGUUUUUUCAAAAACUGCAACCAGUUGACUCCACAGACCUUGAUGAUCAUUGCAAGACUGUGAACAUUCCUGCCAAUCACUUCAGUGGGAGAAAUUAUCAGCAGCAAUUUUGGAUUCCAACAUAUUGACAACAACUGUCCCUUAAGAGGAGAAACAUGCACACAAGCUAGAACUGACACAUCACAUGAGAUACCAGAUCAAUGAACAGGAUAAGUCGUGGGAGGAAGACAAGAAGAAGCAUCGGGCCGGGAAGCUGAUGCUCUAACUGAGUAUUUAACAAGCUGUCAGAGUAUUGGCUGCAUCUUCCAGCAAUCUGUGGCAGCAUUGGCUGACUGCACACUGUCUCUCACCCACAACCAAUCUGGUCAGUGUGCUGUCUCGGCAGAAUGAGGCGCCGAGCUUGCCGUUACUACAGGAGAUAUCGACGGCAUCACAUUUAAUACGCCUUCCACUGUGAGUGCUGUGACAGAUAGGAUUCCUGCAGAUCUCUAUUGUGUGGCAGACUUACAGUUACAGAUCUUACUUCUCUCCUCUUGCACUGCAAUAACAUUACCAGAGUCUGGGAGAGAGAGCCAUCAUUAAUUCAUGACCUCAGAUUGAUGCUAGAUCUGAGUGUAUAUAGAGCUCUUGAAUUACAGGGGCACCUGGAUCUGACAACAAAUCUUAACAUCACUCUGUUUGUGGUUUAUCUGCAAUCGAAGAAGGAAUCCUGCAGCACAUACAUGCUCAGACUUUCACACUUCCAUCUCAUGUCACACCCAGACCCAUGCAAGGUGUGUGAAGCAGCACUAAUGGGCUGAAUACUGGACUGCACUAUAUUUUUCUCUGACACAUCCUGCCUGACACAUUGCCUUGCACCAGGUAACAGCUCACCUGCCAAAAGCCUGGUAAUAAAUCAGACACCUGACCCUAACCAAAUUUAUUUCCCCCUGCGUGUGGCUCUGCUGACGUAACUGUGUCCUGCUGUCCUUGACUGCAAGCACAAAUCUUCUGGGAUCAAGAAACCAACCAAGUAAAGCAGCUGGCUGCCUGCACAUAUACAUAUGCUUUAAACAGCAAGGGUCUUGGAGCCCCUGCCUGAAUUGAAGUCAGGUGAGGUGAAGGGAAAAGGAAGGGCAGGGUAGCUGUGAUACAUCCGUCUGCAGCUGCCCGUCCAGUGACUGAACCAAUACCUGCCUGAGGAAACUUUCCCCCUCUCUCCUCUUUGGUGACAGCUCAACCAUCCAUCUUUUUAUUCACUAGGUUAUAUUUAAAACACUGCCAUGGAAAAUGGAGCUAAACCUCCUCCCUCUAACUUGACAUUUUUCACAGGUGUCAGAUGUAUGAGGUAACUGUCAGUCACUUGCCGGCACAUCUGAACAUAUCCUCUGUAGUGUCUGUUUUUUUAAGGAUGGGAUUUUGCUUUGAAAGAACUGAAUCAACUGACCUCAGUGUUCAAACCUAAAUGAACAUUUAUUUGACAUAUCUGAUGGAUUAACAGCCUGUAUUUGCUGUGAUUUCUUUUUGAUACACUGUUCUCCAUCGCUGUUUUCAAAAACAUGGGGAACUCCAUGGGCUGUGUUAGGCCUCCUCAUGAGGGGGAACUCCGUGGAGCCCCCCCACUUUCACCAAAGAAGCGUCUGCGUUUCAGGCGUAAGCACAAGGCAAAGAAGAACAGGAGAGGAGAGUUGGACCAGGAGGACUUUGAUUUUCGAAGAAGCCAUGAACCGGACGAAAGAGAGGAUGACGAUGAAGACGAUGAGGAAAAGGCUGCGGGUAUAGAGACAGGAGACUCAGAUUUUAGCAGCAGAGCUAGGACUCCUGUAACAGUGCCUGAUACCCAGUUGAUUCAUUCCAAAAUUAAUUUGCACAGCAGUACCCUUUCCCCUGGCUCUGUGAGUGCCACUGUAGGGGGCUUGUUGGGCAGUAAAAUACUUGAAGUAUCCCCCAAGCCCAGCCCAGCAUGGAGAGGGGUUUUCUGCCUUCCAGGAGAGGAGGACAGUGUUAGUGCCAUCGUAGAUGUCUCCAGUAUCCCAAGCCAAACUACAACCACUACCCCAGUCAACACAGCUCCAGCCCUGGGCUGUACCACUCCAGGUGGGGGGAGGGUCUGCCGUGUAAGGGAGAAAGUUCAAGGAGUCCUCGAGAAACCUUGGAUACUCCGACAAAAGAAGGAGAGAAAAGACAAGGGCAGGGUAGAGAGACAGGAAAAGGGGAGUGGGGCGGUUAAAGGAGGACUGGAAGCGACAUUAGGAGUGGUGCAGACACCUUCACGGAGGGAUCGCAAAGGUGUUGUCCAUAUCCGUGAGGUGGAUGGUAAACUGUGCGUGGUGAGGACGGUGUACCCCAGUGAUUUUGGCUCUCCAGUGUGGAGGGGUGAGAGUGACGGCAAGGUAGAUGUGUACAAAGAGGCCCCUGCCCCAUCUCCAGUCACAGGAAGUAUUAUCAAAGUCCAGCUGUCUGAGGAGGACGAAAGUAGAGCCAAAAUGUCUGCAGGGAACUUCCCUGUGUCCUCUAACCAAAUGCAGAUUCAGGACUCUAUGGUUGUCAAGAGGUUUAGCUUGGACACUCCAGUUCGUGCACAGGAGCAGUCCUCUCUGCUGGAGUCAGGCUAUGCCAGUGACCUACCGCUGACCUCUCCAGAAACCGCGGGCACCACUCCCAGUCAGACGGACUGGGGUGGGCUGACCAGUAGCUCCUCAGAGAGACUGGACUCCAUGAUGGAGAGUCCCCUGUCACUGCAGCAGCUGGCGGCUGUAAAGUACCUGCCACAGAUUUCUGAGAUCUAUGUGAGCGGCGAGUCAGGUGACCUCACUGCCAAAGAGAAGCUGUUAUUAUGGAGCCAGCAGGCGACAGAAGGCUACCCCGGCCUCCGCUGCGUCAACUUCACCUCGUCCUGGAGCGACGGACGCAUGUUCAACGCUCUGCUGCACAGAUACAGGCCAGACCUGAUCAACAUGGAGGUGGUGUCGCGGCAGAGUAACCGGGAGAACCUCGAGCAGGCCUUUGAGAUCGCUGAGUCGUUAGGGGUGACCAGACUGCUGGACGCUGAGGACGUUGAUGUUCCAUCUCCAGAUGAGAAGUCUGUCAUUACCUACGUGUCCUCCAUUUAUGAUGCCUUCCCCAAGAUCCCUGAGGGAGGAGAGGGCAUCGCUGCAAAUGAGGUGGACCAGCGCUGGUCAGAGUACCAGUCCAGGUUCUCCUCUCUGCUCCAGUGGAGCCGCCAGCAUACGGCCCUCAUGGCCAACAAGAACUUCCCACAAAACCCUGUGGAACUCAAGGCACUUUACAACGAAUACGUCCAUUUCAAAGAGACGGAGAUCCCUGCGAAGGAGAUCGAGAAAGGCCACAUCGAACACCUCUACAAACUGCUGGAGGUGUGGAUAGAGUUUGGUCGUAUUAAGCUUCCUCAGGGCCUCCAUCCCAAUGACCUCGAGGAGGAGUGGGGCAAACUCAUCCUGGAGAUGCUGGAGAGAGAGAAGGCUCUACGGCCAGCUGUGGAGAGGCUAGAACUGCUGCUUCAGAGGGCCAAUAAGAUCCAGAACAUGGCUCUGGACUGUGAGGAGAAACUCACCCUCGCCAAGAACACACUCCAGGCUGACAUGUCUCGGGUGGAGAGCGGCGAGGCGGUGCAGUGUGAGAAGGAGCUGGCCUGCUACCUGCAGGACUGCGAGUCUCUCAUCAGACAACUCAACCAGGAGCUGAAAGUCCUCCGAGAUGAGAAAUACUACCAGGUGGAGCAGCUGGCGUUCAGAGUGUCCUGCCUUCAAGAGGAGCUGGUCUCCCUCAGACUGCAAUGCUCCAGCGUCUACAGGAAAGGCCACUUCUCCCAGGCCCUAAGCAGCACCGUGGCAGAGCACACCAGCCAGAGAGCGACAGACGGCGGCCUGACGCUGGGCCAGACGCUGCUGGGAGCUGUGGGAGCAGUCGGCGCUGCACUCCUGAGGCGACCGAUGGCUCGCUCUCAGCUGGUGGCCAUGUCCUCAUCAGAGGACGAAGGAAGCCUGAGGUUCAUCUAUGAGCUGCUUGGAUGGGUGGAGGAGACACAGGAGCUUUUGGAGCGAGCUGAAUGGGGUGCAGACCUUCCCACUGUAGAAAACAACCUCCAAGAGCACAACACUGUACACACUGCAGUCGAGGAGCUAAUGAGCAGCCUGCAGGAGGCGCGAAGCUAUGAGGCUAAAGUUUCUCCCAACUUCAAGAGCAAUUACUCUGAAACCCUGGCCAAGCUGGAGCACCAAUACUGCAAACUACUGGAACAUUCGUCAUGGCGCCUGCGGAGCUUGGAGAGCCUGCACACAUUUGUGUCGCACUGCACUGAGGAGCUGAUCUGGCUCAACGAGAGGGAGGAGGAGGAGAUUGCCUUCGACUGGAGUGACAACAACCCCAACAUGAACGCCAAGAGAGAAUUAUACAGUGAAAUGAGGUUAGAGCUGGAUGAAAAACAAAAAGUGAUGCGGUCUCUCCAGGAAACAGCCAACCGUCUGUGUCAGGAGAACCAUCCAGCCAAACAGACUGUGGAGGCUUACAGCGCAGCCCUGCAGACUCAGUGGCAGUGGGUCAACCAGCUCUGUGUGUGUGUGGAGCAGCAUCUCAGAGAUAACACAGCGUACUUCCAGUUUAUGAGCGAUGCUCGGGACUGUGAGUCGUACCUGCGCCAGCUCCAGGAGACCAUCAAGCGACAGUACACCUGUGACAAGAACAGCAGGCUGAGCAAACUGGAAGACCUGCUGCAGGACUCAAUGGAGGAGAAGGAGCAGCUGAUUGAGUACAGGAGUACUGUGGCAAGCCUGGUGGGCCGGGCUAAGACGGUGGUGCAGCUCCGCCCCCGCAGCGCAGAGAGCACCCUGGGAUCCACCACACCCAUCAAAGCCCUGUGCGACUACAGACAGAUAGAGACAAACGUUCAGAUCACAAUAAGCCGAGGCGAGGAGUGUGUGCUGGAGGACAACUCUCAGAGGACCAAGUGGAAGGUGAUCAGUCCGACAGGAAAUGAGGCCAUGGUCCCCUCAGUGUGUUUCACCGUCCCGCCUCCCAAUCAGGAGGCCAUCAACACAGCCAGCAGGGCAGAGCAGUUGUACCAGAAGGUCAUGUCUCUGUGGCAUCAGCUGCAUAUAAACAUGAAGAGCGUGGUGUCCUGGCACUACCUGCUCAAAGACAUCAGGAAUGUCUCCGGAUGGAACCUGGACACGGUUCGCAGUCAGUCUCCGGCAGAGCGGCAGCAGGUCCUGGAUCACCUGGAGUCCCAGUUGGCCGACUUCCUGUCUGACAGUAAAGAAAGCGCUCUGUUCACGCCAGGCGAAAGGCGAGAGCUGGAAAAGGACGUUCAGCAGGCCCUGCAGCACUGCCAGGACCUGCUGCUCAACAUGGAGACCGUGGAGAAGGACGAGUCAGUCUCUCGCUCGUACCUGUCGGAGCUGCAGAACGUAAGCCUGCAUUUGAACGAGGCCGAGCAGAGACUGAUGAGGGCAAUCGAGACUCCGCCCCCCAGUCGCCUGUCAGGUGACAGUGCUGACAACACUCUUCAGAUUGCAGAGCAGGAGAAGUUGCAGUCAGAGCUGGACGCCCUGCGUUCUGGUUUGGGUGAUGUGUCACGUCGCUGCAUCAGUUUCUUCGAGGAGAAGCCAACCUCGUCCAGCGUUCCUGCCCUCCGGUCUGAACUCAAUCAGGCGGUGGAGAAGAUCGACAAACUGUACAACCUCUCAUCUGUUUACCUAGAAAAGUUAAAAACGGUGGACAUCCUGAUGCGUAUCCUGGAUGAAGCGGAGAGCCAGGUCAGGAAGAAUGAGAGCAGACUAAGUGAAGAAGAUAUUGUUCCUGCUGACACAACGGCCAUUCAGAACCUCAGAGAUCAGCUCAGGAAGUGGCAGGCUGAGCUUGCCGAGCAGGAGGGCAUCUUUCAGACUCUGCAGGUGGAGGUAGGUCGAGCCAAAAAGGCGGGAUCUCAGCUCAGCAGGCUCCACCCAGACCGCAGUCCCGAGCUGGAAAGAUACCAGGAGAGAGCCAAUCAGAUGGCAGAGAGGUGGAGUGGAAUCAAGAGACAGAUGGAGACACGACGAACUGAUCUCGAAGCUCUGGGCUCAGCCCUGCAGCAGUACAGAGACGGUCAUUCUGCUCUGAUCAACUGGAUCAAAGAAACGACAGAGAGACAAGAAAACACACAACCCGGACAGACAGACAGCAAAGCUCUGUCUGAACAACUGGCCCAGCAGACGGCAUUAGUAGCUGAGAUUGAACAGAACCAGACCAAACUAGACGAGUGUCAGACUCACUCCAAACAGUACUGCACCUUAGUGAAGGAUUAUGAACUGCAGCUGAUGACCUACAGAGCCUUUGUGGAAUCUACACACAAGUCACCUGUCAAGAGGAGGAGAAUACACUCUUCUUCAGACGCAAUCACUCAGGAGUUUAUGGACUUGCGCACACGCUACACGGCCUUGGUCACCUUGACAACCCAGCAUGUAAAAUACAUCAGUGAUGCACUGAGAAGACUAGAAGAAGAAGAGAAAGAGGUUGAGGAGGAGAAGCAGGCAAGAGUGGGCCAGGUUUCAGACCUACUGGGCUGGGUCAAAGGCCUUCAGGGACGGACCGGAGGCCCCAGUGCUGAGUCUUCACUUGCUGCUCAACAGGCCAUCAGCGAACAGCUUGCAGCCAAGAAAGAUGAAGUGGCUGAAGCCAUAAGGAGCACACAGGUCUUCCUGCUGUCGAAACAGGCCAGCAAAUUGUCCCCAGAGGAGCGUGCUCAUGUCGAGGCUCAGCUGGACGAGCUGACGGCCACCUACAACCAGCUGUGUGAUAGCUCCACUCAGCAGUUGCAGCAGCUGGAGCAGCAACUGGCCAAAGAGGAGGAAAGAAAGAACCAAAAUGCCAUUUCCGGAGUAAUUGACUUGGGAACAGUGGAAACAUUCCCAGUGUUUCAAGCAGCCCAACGUGGUCUUAUUGACCAGGACACCUGCCAUGUACUUUUGGAGGCCCAGCUCAUUAUGGGUGGGCUCCUCCACCCGGAUUCCUCUCUAAAUCUUUCACUGGAACAUGGUCUAGCUCGAGGUCUAAUUGACACCCACACCAAACAGUCCCUUUCUGAACUUGAGAGUGCUUUGCAAUUAGUGGAAACUACUAAAUCUACAGAUGACCAACAACAAAAUGUGUUGCCAGUUGCUAGAGCUGUAGAGUUGGGGCUCAUCAGAGAAGAAGUGGGACUUCGUAUUCUAGAACUCCAGAUGAUCACUGGAGGCCUGAGAAACUCAACUGGAAAAAUGAUGAGUUUGGAGGAAGCGGAAGAUGAGAGACUUUUGGCUCCAGGAAUCCUCUCCAAACUCCAAUCAAGGCGACAACAUAGAGAACUGAUUGAUCCAAACACAGCUGAAAGAUUAAACCUAUAUGAGCUACAGCAGCGCUGUGUUGUUAACAGUGACUCAGGCCUCCUUCUCCUCCCAGUCAAACAGCAACCUGGAGGAACUGUCUGCCUUCGAUCCGGAAGAAAAGUUGGCAUCUUUCGUGCAGUGCAGGAAGGCUUGAUUGAUCGGAAAGUUACUGUACGACUUCUUGAAGCACAGCUCUUUGCUGGUGGUAUUGCUGACCCACGGUCUGGCCACCGACUGACAGUUGAUGAGGCUGUUCGCCAUGGGCUUAUGGACCAGGAUCUAGCCUGUGCUAUGCUAGCACGACAGCUGCAGAAUGGGGGUAUUCUAGACCCUUUUAGUGGAGAACGUCUUGAUUUGGAAGAGAGUAUUCGCAGGGAUCUUCUCUCCUCUCGUUUAGCUGUCUCGGUCUUGGAGUCUCUUUGUGCAUUCAUGGGAAUACUCUGGCCUGAAUCUGGAGAACUUUUGCCCAUUGCUGAGGCUAUUCAACAAGGAAUGAUCUCAGGAGAGCUAUCAAGGAACAUCCUGAGGCACAGACAUGCCAUUGGGGCUCUGUACAACCCAGAAACUCUCCAGGUUCUGCCUUUAAACCAGGCUGCUGAGGAGGCCCUUGAGCCCAAUGUAGUCAGUUUGCUCAAAGAUACUUGCAUCCCAGAUGUCCUUUCUAGCAGGAACCAGUCAAGUACCCCAUCUUUGAACCGUUUGAGCUGGGGUUCCACCACCUCCUCUCCAUCUCCAUCCUCUCCUCCACCUUCAUCGUUUCCUGAAGGCCUUUCCUGGGACAUUCCAUCAACACAUGUAACGAAUCCUGAAGAACAAGCAAAACACAAACUUAUGUUUCACCUUAUGACUCACAGCUACAUGGAUGCUUAUUCUGGAAAGCGAUUGUUACUGCUUGACUCUGAGUUGGUGGAGCUGGUCAAAGCUACUGAACUGUUUGCUGGAGAAUCUGUAAAUGGAUAUCAAGCUAAGCCACAAAGCAGUCUGACCAAAGACGAGCAGGAAAAGUUGCAAAUGGAGAGACAGUUCAGUUUGACAGAUAAAGGGGUGAGUGACAGACAAACUGAGGUUGAAGAAAGUUCCAAUGUAACCACACAAAGCAAAGAAUCUGAGAGGAAUGGUGCAAGCAGUCUAGAAGAAAUGUACGGUGGAGAAAAUGGCAGCAAAUUGCUGCACAAACCAUCAGUAAUUGUGGAGGGUGAUUUAACCUCUGCAGGUAAAAAUGAAAUGUAUGCAAAUAAAGAUGCAGAUGUAACAGCUCAAAAGAAAGAAAUAUCCAGACUUGAAAGUUUAAAGGCUUCAGCUGAAAAUCUUGAAGAGGAAUUUACAAAAAAGCUAGAUGAGUUUGUAGCAACUGAAUCAGUUGCUGGUGUUCAGGGGACUAGAAGUACAGCCACAACCACAACAAUAGAUAGAAACAUAGUCGCAGCACCACUCAAAUCAGAGGGAGAUUCUACUCUGUUGAAAGAAACCAUCCUUUUAGGAGCAAAAACAAAUGAAGAUGUUAUUUCAACAAAGUCUGAAGAUUGGAAAGAUAUGAAGACUGAAACAGAAAGGACAAAAGAAAAAGUGUCCAUAACAGAGACUGACUCAGAUAAACUUCAGAUUGAUGUCCUUCAGUCAGCGGUGGAGAAGGAAGGGGAGGAUGUUGAAUUGACAAGGUUAGUCUUAGAGCUCAAGCAAGGAGGUCUGAUGACAGAAGAAGGGGAAAAGUUGCUCCCUGAUGAAGCAGUAGCCCAAGGUGUCCUCCCUGGUCAUACAGCAGUUAAAUUAAUGGCUCAGGCAAGUCUUUUUGGGGGUUUCAUAGAUGCUAGCAGUGGCGAAACACUCAGCAUGGAAGAAGUUAUGCAAGAGGGUUUACUUGAUGAAGAUCUAAUGUGGAGUGUCCUGAAGUCAGAUAAAACUCUUGCAGGGAUUGUGGAUGUUGAGAAAAGGCAGAUCUGCGGGGUAAGGGAGGCAGCUAAGGCAGGAUUGAUUGACCCUAGCACUGCUGCUCGACUUCUUGAAGCCCAGGUGGCAUCUGGGGGGAUUGUUGACCUACGUAGAGAUAAGAAAGUCUCUGUCACCCUAGCAGCAAACCUGGGACUGAUUGAGGAGGAUCAAAGUGAAGCAUUGAUGAUACUAGAGAAGGCAUACAAAGGAAAGGAUGUUGAUUCAGCCACAGCCCUCACUAAAGCCAGUUUACAGCUACAGAUGGAAGGUAUUAUUGACCCAGAAUCCAAGUCUCCAGUUCCUCUUGAGCAAGCCAUUCAGAAAAGAUUAAUUAGGUCUGAGGAGGCCUACCAGGUGUUGGCAAGGCAAGUGGCUGAGGGUGGUGUGAUACAUCAUGCUUCAGGGAUGAGGCUGUCAGUUUCUGAUGCUGUAGAUAGAGGACUAGUAGAUCGAUCCAUCGCACCUGGACUAGAGGAGCAAGAGUGGGUCUACCAAGGGAAAGUUAGCCCUUCCUCUCACACAGAAGCCGUCAUUUUCCAGGCAUCAACAGGAGCCAUUUUAGACCCUGACUCUGGGUGUAAACUCACAUUGACAGAAGCAGUUUCUAGGGGUUUUCUGGAUGAGACUAUUGCCAGUGAAGCCAUGGCUUCUUCUUCUGUAACACAAGGAGUGAUUGAUCCCCAAACUGCACAAAUCGUGCCUUAUUCUGAGCUUGUAAACCAAGGUAAGAUAGAUAUAGAAACAGGCAAACGCUUCUUGGAAGUGAAACCAUUCAGAGGUGUUCAGGAUAAGCUAACAGGAAAUACCUUGACCCUUCCAGAGGCAGUUGCAUCAAUGCAAGUUGACCCAGUACCAGCGUUGAGGCUGCUUCAGAGCCAGGCAGACAGUGGAGGCAUCAUUGACAUAAGUACUGGAGAAAGACUUCCCUUAUCUGAGGCCUGUAAAAGAGGUUUGGUCGGAGACAAUAUGGUCAGGGUAAUAGCGACCAACCAGAUUUUGAAAGGAGGUUUAGUUGAUCCUGCUGCUGGACAACAAGUCUCUUGCCUCAGUGAUGCUGUUGCAAAAGGACUGAUCUCCAGUGACAUAGCUUCAGAGAUUCAAGAAAAACUGGCUUCUGUGGUGAUAGAGGAUGAUGGAGUUAUCGCUACACCUGUUGCAUCGUCAGAUGGUGCAUACAGCCCUGAUGUUACAUUGUCAGUGUCGAGCACAGACAGUCCAGCAAACUGGCCAGAUGGUAACACAAAUACACAAGAUGAUGAAAAUCAGUUCACAUCUGUAGUAUUAGAUCAGUCACUGCUUUAUAACACUACUACAGAAGAGGACAAAGCAGAAGCGCCAGUGUCAGUGGAACAAAAUGUUUUAAUUGAGUCUGAACAAUCCAUAGAGCUCUUGUGUAAAUUUGCCACUGAUAUUGAGCAAAGAAUUCAGCAAGCCAUUGAAGAGAUAGUACCACAAACAGACAUCAGUAAAUCAGAGAAUCCUUCCAUACCAAAGCUUGAUGAGAGACUCCAAAUAGGAUUGAGUGAGACUGAUUCUAAACAAAAUGGGAAUGUUUCUUUUGGGAAAUCCACUCUGGCAAACGUCUGUGAUACAGACGAAGAUUCGUUGCAAGAAAAAGGAGUUGCUGUUUUAAAGUCAGAUGGGGAACCAGUGAAGGUUGAGGAACAGGAGUAUAGAUUCAGUGAUGAGAGCACAUCAGUGGUUCAUUAUGAUUCUGAAGAUGGAAAGCUGGCAGGUUUUGUUACAACAGAGAUUAGAGGUAACAGGGUGCCGGAAUUUACUGAAGUGGAUUAUAGAGAGAGUAUUGGGGUAACGCGACAGGAUGAUCUUUUAUAUGAGGAGAAAGGGAAACCUUUAAUGACUGACAUCACAUCUAGUGCUGACACUAAACAGUCAAUGCCGUUAUUGACCUCUCCUUCCAGAGAGACACAAAGCAAAAGCAAGAAAAAGAGGAAGACUAAAAAGAAUGGAAAGGGUAAAGAAGCAGAGAGUGAAAUACAACCAAUACAGAUAAAACAUCCAUCUGAGAUCGAUAAAGCUGAUGCACAUGUUGAAGGGCAGCCUAAGGGCUUUACUGUCACAGAUGAGCCUGCAACACAAGACAAAUGUGAGAAUUCACAGUUUCAUGGUCAGACAGCUUCCACAGGGCCUCCCAACGGAGGAAGUACAGCAUGUGAGGAUAAAAAUGAUUUGGUAACGCAGGGACAGGAAGUUGUUCCAGCCACUCUGGAAACCACAGGCCAUAUGAUUGAGCCAGGGACGGAUGCAAUAAAAAUUAUGUUAAUAAAAGACACAGAAAAGCGGCAUAAGGUGGAGGAGAUGAAAAGGGAGGAGCAGAAAGAGGACAUUGAAGAGAUACCAUCUGUCUCUCAGCAACCAGAACAACCAGAGAGCACUCAGGGGGUAAAGAAAAAGAAGGAGCAAGAAUUUCCUCAGAAAUCUGCUCUACGGGAAGACGAGAAAGCAGCCUUGAUACUAAAAGCCAAAGAGAGCAUCCUGAGAAAGGUGUUUGAAAAAGGGGUGAGUGAAAAGCAAACUGCUGAGGAGCUGCAGGCAUUACGCAAAGAGAUGGGAAAGAAGGAGAGUCAAAGUACGACUGGUAAAGAUGUAAAGGAACAAACUCUGUCAGAUAAGUUUGAUGGAGUGGAAAGUCACAGUGUCAGAGAAGAUGAUGUCGAGAGACCCAGUGGCUCACAAAAAGAGAAUCCUGAAGAGAUGAGUGUCAAAGAGAAUAAAAUGGAAUUAACAAGGGUCAAAGAAGAGUCAAAUAUGGAGAAACUUCCUGUCAUUGAAACCAAACUGUUGGAGGCUUCUUCAGAUGAGAGAGACGAGAAGAGCGGUUUUGCAAAUGAGGACAUACAAAAAGGCACUGAGACAGUUCCAUCAGUCCAGCCUAAACAGACUCAGCAAAGUAAACGAAGUAAGAAGAACAAGAAAAACAAGAGUCCAAAAGUGACAGACAUAACUGAGGCUGAUAAUAGGAAGUUGCCAACUCCUGAAGAUGUGGAUUCAGAGGUGACAUUGACGAAAAUUGCCGCAAAGUCUGAAAUGACAAAAUUAGACUUAGAUAAACCAGCAUCGAUUAAGAAGCAGAGGACAGACAGACAAGUUGAUCAUCAGUCAGCCAUUGAUGUGGUCAGAUCUUCAGUUGCUGAUGAAGCAAACGAAGUGCAGACUUCUGUGAUUAAUGCUAAAGGAGCUGAGACUAGUCAACAGCAUCCACCAUAUAUACAUGAGUCAGAAGACCUUGGUUCUCACACUGAGGAAGACAUACAGUUGGCACACAUCACAUCUACUAGGACAGAAGAAUCUCAAGAAUCCCACUCAGAAACCAAAAAUACUAUCAAAACCAUUGACCUUUCUCACAAUGCUGUCCCAUGCAAAGCAGACAUACAGUCCACGACUGAACCUACAGCUCCAGGCACACAACCAGAUCAAAGAGCAGGGAAAAGCAAAAAGAAGCAAAGGCACCAACCGCCUGAAGCUGAUGGCACCAGUAUUCCCGAUUCAGAGUCUUUAAAAGACCAGCAGGAACAUCUUGAGUCUCCAGUCUCGGCAGGAGAUGCUUCAACUGAGUGUGAAUCACCUGGGGUCCCUGAGUCUGAUACAGCUACUGAGAGCUGGGAAGAGGGAGAGGAUGAUAUCGGAGAGAGUCGAGAAACUGUGUCAAACAAAGAGGGGACAACGUCCAAGACUGGCAAGACAUCACUGAUGCGUCAGGAAUGCUUGGAACAUGACCAACGAAUUGUAGCCCUGGUGUCCAUGGUAAGGCAUAUUGAGGUCCGACUCAAACAGCAACAGCAGCAGUCUGUGGGCCGCAGCCUCAUCGCCUUGGAAGACAUCAUCACACAGACUGAGACUCUGGACCUUGAAUUGCGUGACUUGGAGCCUGCGAUCAACAGCGAAGUGGAGGCCGCUGAGCAGCUGUUGAAGCCCCAACCUGAAGAUGUUCCUCCACAACUCCUAUUGGCCCUGGAAAAGGAUGGGCGGAGCUUGGCUCGAGGGUAUGAGGCUGCCAGAGCACUUUCUGAGGGGAUUCUACAAAGUCUGCGAGACCAUAGAGACUCAUAUAAGGAGGCCGUUGCAGCAGAGCAGAAGUCACUGGGAGUACAAGUGGAGAGUCUGCUCUCUUGGCUGAGGGAGGCGGAGGCUCAGAUGCAUGGAGGAAUGGCGGGGAUGGAAAAAAUUGAGAAGGCGCAGAAAGAUGACAGUUGUGAUCAGCUCACACAGCAGCUGAAUCUGUGCAAGGAGCUCCAGUUGUCUCUGAUGGCUCAUUCAAAUGAGGUCAACAGUGUGGCCUUUGACAUUCAGGUGUUCAUAUCAGAGCGGGCUCAGGACCUGGCCCCUGAGCAGAGCAGGCAGCUCCUGGGGCAGCUGCAGCAGCUGCAGAGGACCUUCCACCGAGCGUCAGGCCAAGCCCAGGCCUGGGCUGAUGCCCUGUCUGCCCAGAGAGAGAGGGAGGAGGAGUGGCAGCGCAGGGAGAGAGUGAAAGAAGAGGAGGACAGAGAAAGGCAGAGUGCAAGGGAGAGAGAGGUGGUUCAACAGCAGAAAGCAGAAUGCUCUCUGAAACUAGAAGGCCUUACUAUGUUUCUGGCUGGAGCUGCGAGCUUGCUGGCCAGUCAGAAAGCUGGAGCAGAGUCAAGUGAUGUGAACGUCCUGCAAGAUAAGCAGAAAAAGCUAAAGGAAGUACAAAAAGACCUCCAGUCCAAGCAAGAGGGCAUAGCUGAAGCCAUCCGCUCUGUGGAGGAGCUCCUGGCAGAGCGAGGAGCAAGUCUGAGCCCAGAGGAGAGGGAGAGCCUUCAGGAGGCGCUAACAAGAAUGAAGGAGCAGUACAGUGCCCUUACAGAUUCAGUAAAUACAUCGCUGUCAGAGGUGGGCACAGCCAUCAACACCACUGUAGAGCAGAACACACAAAAGGCGAAGGCUGAGGAGGAGCUCCAGGAGACCCAAGGCCAGAUAGACUCUCUGUUGAAGGAGUUGUCCUCCCUUAACCAACCAGGUGGAAGUGGACUUGGAUCUGGAGUGGCCACAGAUGUUGCUGAUGCAGUAUUCCCACAGCCAGAGGGCGCUGUGGUGUCACACACAGAGAUGCUGCAGGCGGAGCUUCAGCAGCUCCAGUCUCAGCAAGCAAAGCUACUCCAGAUCACACAGUCAGCUCGCUGUCUUCUGGACCAGCCGGACUCCACUGUUCCUCCUGAGGAGAAGCGGCGUCUCCGGGCUGCCCUGGAUCAGCUGCAGGCCCAGCACCAGGACAAGCUGCAGAGCUGCCAGGACCGUCUGAGAAAAUCUGAGUCCCUGAAGGAUGAGCUGACAAAGUUCCUCCAAGAGCAUGGAAGUCUAGUUGCCUGGCUGGAACAAAGUGAAGAGGAGCUCCGUUCCCUCGGGGAAGGAGAAACUGAUGCACAAGGACUGAAGGGCAGACUGGAGGAGCACAGAAAGCUUGGUGAGGAUGUAAUUUGCCACAAGGCAGACCUGCGCUUUGUUUCCAUCUCCGGUCAGAAGGUUCUGGACUCUGUUCAAGGAGCUCUGGAGCAAGCUGGUGGUUCUGAUCCAGCAAUGGACAGCACCAGACAGCUGGUAACUGACAAGCUGCAGGAUGCUAACCACAGAUACACAACCCUGCACACCAAGUCAACAGAAUUGGGAGGUCGUUUGUCCGGCCUGUUGGAGAGGUACCAGCAGUACCAGGAUGAAGUGGUCUCCCUGCACUCCUGGCUCAGCACUCAGGAACAGAACCAAAGCAUAGCCAAGCCCAGUGGAGACACAGACCCCCAGAACCUGCAGAACACACUACGACAAGUACAGCUGCUGCAGGACGAACUUGCUGAGCGUUCGGUGCAGCUGGAGAAGGUGAAAAGAGCAGGAAAAGAUCUGGUCAGCACAGACGAGUCUCCUUCCCUGAAAGCUGUUGAUAUCCUCUGUGCUGCAGAUGGUUUAGAGAAGAGGUUUGGCUCCCUCUCUGCGUCUGUGUCAGAACGGGCUGAGCAGCUGCAGACAGCUGUGGCCCAGUCAGUCAGCGUCCAAGAGGGCCUGAAGGGUCUGCUCAGCUGGCUGGACAAGCUGGUUCUGAAUCCUGUACCAGUGGAACCCACAGCACAGGCUGUACAAGAUGCCCUGACCCAGAACCAGAAACUUCGCCAAGAGCUGCUGUCCAGGCAAGGCAGCGUGGAAGCAACACGGGACUCUGUUUCCAAACUCCUUCAGAGUUCUGACGCCUCCACGGCAUCUGGCCUCCAGGGCUCUUUAGACGAGCUUAUUCAGCGCUACACCGCAGCACAGUCUAGCCAGGCCGAGAGGGAGUCUGAGCUCAAAGUGCUGUUGCCCAGGCUAGAAAGCUACGAGCGGCUGGGGACUGACCUCCAGGUCUUCACCCAGAGCCGACUGAAGGCUCUGAGCCCGGUGGGCCAGCCAGAUCGCAGCGUGGAUGACUACAGACAAACCGUUGAGGAGGUCAGGUCUGAGCUGGAGCAGGAAUCUAGCCAACUGAAAUCCUUCUGCAGCCUCGGCACUGAGCUCAGCCAGUCGAAAGCCUUCAGUAACACUCAGAGCUUAUUGGAUAAUGUCAAAGGGGUGUCUGAUGAGUUCACCCAACUGGAAACCAACGUCAACGAAAGGUUCGCUGCCAUCCAGGCCUGUGAGCAGCAGCUCCUCCAGUUCCGUGGCCUCUCUGGCUCCCUCCUCAGGUGGCUUCAGACAGCACAGGAUCAGCUGCAGUCCAAAGAGGCCAACCUCACCACAGAGAGCCUGCAGAGAAGAGUUCAGCAGCUCAAGGACUUAUUGAAUGACUGGGAGUCACAGCGAUCGAGGGUUCAGGAGCUGAACAAGGCGGGCUCAGAGCUGGAAUCCCUGAUAAUCGACAUCACUGCUCCCCAGACCAAAUCUGGUGCUCCUCAAAUCAAUGGCUCAGCAGGUCCCAGCAGUGUUAAUGGCAUUCACACCUGUAAAGACCUGACGGAGCUGCAGGUGGCUGUAUCUGAGGUGAACGGUCGAUACGAGGCGCUGGGCGGAGAGCUGAAGGAGCGUCUUGGUCACCAGCAGGCCUCACUGGAGCUGAGGCAGAAGGCCAGGCAGGGCACCGAGGAGCUCAAGAGCUGGCUGACGGACAGAGAGCAAAGCCUGAAACAGGGACAGACUGCCUCCCCCUCCAGACCUGAGGUGGUGCGAGCCCAGGCACAGGAAAACAAGGCCCUGCUUUCCGAGCUGGUUGAACACUCUGGGAAGGUUGAGGAGCUGAAGAGCACACUGAGGAAGCUGAUUGCUGACAAUCCUGAUUCUCCUGAGGCAGACAGCUGGAGACAGCAGCUGCAAGAGAUAGACUCCCGCUGGCAGAUGGCCAAUCAGACUGCAGCCCAGAGGCAGACCGAAUUGGAGACAUGUGCCGAUAGGCUGGGCAGCUUUGCCUCAGCGGCCAAUCAGCUGGGCCCGUGGCUGAGGGAAAAGGAGCUGAUGAUGAGUGUCCUGGGACCACUGAGCAUCGACCCCAACAUGCUUAACACACAGAAACAACAAGUCCAGUUUAUGCUGCGUGAGUUUGAGACCAGACGACCGCAGUUUGACCAGCUGACACAAUCUGCUGAGGGAAUCCUGUCCCAGACUGGGGACUCUGCUCAGGACCCCAAGGACCUGGAGGAGGUCCGCGCUGAGCUGGGCUCCAUCUCCCAGCAGUGGGAGGACCUAACAAACCGACUGAGUCAGAGAUCAAACCACAUUGACCAGGCCCAAGGGACCAGCGAACGGUACCAGGCUUUGCUCAGGGAGCUCGCCUCCAGUGUAUCUGCUCUGAGCGAGAGGUUGGAUGCUCAGGCCUCGCUGAGCGCCCAACCUGAGGCGCUGAAACGUCGCCUGCAGGAAACUGGAGAGAUCCGCUCAGAGCUGGAGAGACGACGGACUGAGCUGGCUGAGGCUGAGAGGCUCUGCCAGGAGCUGAGCGCCAUCGUGGCCGAACCCUACCUGAAGGAAGAGCUGAGUAAACGACUGGAGAGUGUCAGCGGGCCACUGAAGAGUUUAGAGGAGCGCGCAGCUGACGGUCUGUCUCAGCUCCAGACUGCCUUGUCGUCCACUCAGCAGUUUCAGCAGAUGUUUGAAGAGUUGCGUUCCUGGCUGGACAAGCAGGCGGAUCCCAGAGAAUCAUCCGCCGACUCUCUGCCCUGUCAGCCUGAGGCUAUCCGCUCCCUGUUGGCACAAACAGGUGAACUCCAGCGUGGGAUCGCCAGUCAGCGAGGUUCCUACGAGCUAAUUCAAGCCGAGGGAGUGUCGCUUCUGGCCACACUGCCGGCGGGUGGAGAUGAACGAUCUGCCCUGCAGUCUCGUCUGGCCACCUUGAGGCAGGACUGGGAUGGGCUGAACCAGAGAAUCUCGGAUCGAGAGGGCAGACUGAAGACCACCCUGAGCAAAGCGGACACCUACCAGCAGCACAAGGCCGAGCUGACACCGUGGUUGGCAGAGUGUGAGCAGAAAGAUGGAGACAUUCAGCCGUCACUGGAUCCAUCGGCCCUGGAGGAGGCUUUGCAGAAGGCUCGCGGUCUGUCUCUGGACCUUGAGAGACGACAGCCUCUUGUUGAGGCCUUCAAUACUGCUGCAGACCAGCUGCUUGAACAAUGCUGCAUAGGGGAGGACGAGGUACGAGAUGAGAAGGCUCAGUUGAACCGCAGGGUGGACAAACUGAGUGAGAGGCUCCAUAACCGCACCGCCCAGCUGGAGGAGCUGGCUGGCCGCCUGAAAGAGUUUGAAGAGGGCAGACAGGCUGCAGAGAGGAGGCUGGAGGCCGCCAAGCACCAGAUUGAAGUGCAGGAGGCUCUGGGACCACAGGCAUGCAGUGCCAAGAGCCUGGAGCGGCUCAGGAGUCAGCAGGAGAGUCUGAGAUCACUGAGGCCUCAGGUGGUGUACCUCAGAGACCUGGCCCAGGGGCUGGUACAGGACUCACCACAGACACCAGGAGGCAGCACUGAGGGGGCCCAGAGGCUUCAGGAGCAGGCCAAGGAGACCGAGAAAGAGUUUGAUGAAGUCACUGAAAAGAUCGAGCAUUGCUGCUCCUCUCUGGAGUCCAGACUGCAGGGCGUCGGCGAAGUCCAGUCUCACGUGCGCGAUGUCUUCUCACGCCUUGCCGACCUCGAUGAUGAACUUGACUCCCUCAGUCCCGUUGGACGUGAUGCUGACUCCCUGGCCUCUCAGUCCGACGCCCUGAAAGGCUUCUUGUCCCGCCUAGCCAACCUCAGAACAGAACUGGAGGGUCAUUCAUCAGAGUGCAGCACCAUGCUGCGACGAGAAGGCUCCUCACCUGACCUUCUGGCUCUCAGGCGAGAGACAGAGGCUCUGAGCCGCCAGGCUGGCAAGCUGAGUGAGCGCGGCCAGGCCAGGUUGGACCAGAUCGAGGACGCUGCUGAGAGGGUUCGAGAGUUCUACAGGCUGGUCAGUGAGCUGCAAGGCUUGCUGGGGAGGGCUGAAGAGGGGCUGAAUGCACAGAGCAUGGUCGGCACGGAGGUGGAGAUGAUCAAACAGCAGCUGCAGGAGUUCAAGGCUGUGGAGAGAGAGCAGGUGGACAGCAUUCAACCGAAGCUACAACAUGUCAACGCAGUGGGUCAGGGUCUGAUCCAGAGUGCCGCCAAACACACCGACACCCAAGCACUGGAGCACGACCUGGAGACCACCAACCUCCGAUGGAACUCACUGAACAAGCGGGUGGCAGAGCGGAUCGCCCAGCUGCAGGAGGCCCUGUUGCAUUGUGGGAAGUUCCAGGAUGCUCUGGAGCCUCUGCUAAGUUGGCUGAGUGACACAGAGGAGCUGGUAGCCAAUCAGAGGCCUCCGUCUGCAGAGUACCGUGUGGUCAAGGCCCAGAUUCAAGAACAAAAGCUGCUCCAGAGGUUGUUAGAUGACCGUCGGCCCACGGUGGAGAUGAUCCGUGCUGAGGGAGAGAGGAUUGCAGCCACAGCAGACACUCUGGACCGAGAGAAGAUUCAGACCCAGCUCCAGAGCCUGGCAGAGAGAUGGACUGGCCUGCUCGACAAAGCCGAUGCCAGGCAGAGGCAGUUGGAGGAGCUGCAGGUUUUGGCUCUUCAGUUCCAUGAGGCCCUGGAGCCGCUGGGAGAAUGGCUGAGUGCCACCGAGAGACGCCUGAGCUCCGCCGAGCCCAUGGGAACCCAGACAGCCAAGAUCAGCCAGCAGAUCAUCAAACACAAGGCGCUCCAAGAUGAGGUGUCCUCACGCGAAGUCGAGGUUGGUCACCUCGAGUCCCUCAGCCAAUUGCUGACCCCACUCAGCUGCACAGUAGACCGUGACUGGUUAAGCGAGCGGGUGGGGGCGGUGAGGUCAGGUCACUCUGAACUUGCUGAUUGGUGCACGAGGCGGGCGGGCCUGCUGGAGCAGGCGCUGGCCAACGCUCAGCUGUUUGGGGAGGAUGAGGUAGAGGUGCUGAACUGGCUGGCAGAGGUGGCUCAGAGGCUGGCUCAGGUCUCCGUCCAGAGCUACCAGCCUCAGCUGCUGGCCGAGCAGCACAAGCACACUCUGUCUCUAAAUGAAGAGAUUCUGAGCAGGAAGAAGACAGUGGACCAAGCCAUCAAGAAUGGACAAGCCUUACUCAAGCAGACCACAGGUGAGGAAGUCCUCCUGAUCCAGGAGAAGCUGGACGGCAUCAAGUCUCGCUACGCCGAGAUGACGGCUGGCAGCAGCAAGGCCCUCCGCACCCUGGAACAGGCCCUGCAGCUGGCCACGCGAUUCGCCAGCGCCCACGACGACCUCAACCAGUGGCUGGACGGCGUGGAGGCGGAGCUCAACACUGUGGAGCCUGACGCCACACCUUCAUAUCAGGAAAGACAGAAGGAGCUGAAGAAAGUGUCAGCAGAGAAGCGCCUGGUGUUGGACACGGUGAACGAGGUGGGCAGCGCCCUGCUAGAUCUUGUUCCCUGGAGAGCCCGCGAGGGCUUGGACCGCCUGGUCGCUGAUGCUAACCAGCGCUACCGCCAGGCUGAUGAAACCAUCACUCAACGGGUGCAGCUGGUGCAAGCUGCCAUCCAGAGGUCACAACAGUAUGAGGAGGCAGUGGAUGCAGAACUGGCCUGGGUUGGAGAGACAGAGCGUAAAUUGGCAUCUCUGGGGCCCCUGAGCCUGGAACCCGACGUGACGGUGGCCCAGCUGCAAGUGCAGAGGGCCUUCAACAUCGACAUCAUCCGACACAAAGACACUGUGGAUCAGCUCCUCAGCACCAGAGAAGACAUCCUGGAAACCUGCAGCGACGCCCAGAAGGACGCACUGAUAGUGAAGACAGAUUCUCUCAGUGCUCGUUAUGAUGCAGUCAGCCAGAGCCACAGUGAGCGGUUCUCAGCCUUGGAACAAGCCCAGGUUUUGGUUGCUCGGUUCUGGGAGACCUACGAGGAACUGGAGCCAUGGCUGGGCGAAACUGAGGCCCUCAUCACCCAGCUGCCACCACCAGCCAUUGACACAGAUGCUCUCCGACUGCAACAGGACCAGAUGAGGCUGCUCAGGGAGUCUAUCGCAGAGCACAAGCCCCACAUCGACAAGCUGCUGAAGAUUGGACCACAGCUGGCUGAGCUCAGCCUCCAGGAGGGGGCGACGGUGACGCAGCGCUACACCAAGGCCGAGAGCCGCUACCUGGCCAUCAAAGAGGGGGUCAAAGGUCGUGCAGCAGCCCUAGACGAGGCGGUGUCCCAGUCUGCACAGCUGGUAGAGUUUCACGACAAGAUGGACCCCCUGUUGGAGACCCUGGAGGGGGCGGUCCAGCGGCUGCGGCAGCCUCCCUCUGUGGCGGCGGAGGUGGAGAAGAUCAGGGAGCAGCUGGCGGAGCACCGAGCCCAGGGGCUGGAGCUGGACAAACUGCUGCCAAGCUUCUCCGCCCUCUGCGCCCGCGGAGAGGAGCUCAUCGGACGAGCUGCUCACGACGAUCCUGCUGCUCAGGCGGUUCGUUCCCGCCUCCUGCGCCUGCGCUCCCUGUGGGACGAGAUCCGGCAGCGAGCCGAGGAGAGGGAGGGGAAGCUGAACGACGUCUUGGACCUGGCAGGGAAGUUCUGGGCCGAUGUGGCGGCGCUACUGAGUACGCUAAGAGACUCCCAAGAUAUUGUGAAAGAGCUGGAGGACCCCGGUGUGGACCCCUCACUCAUAAAACAACAGAUUGAAGCUGCUGAGGCCAUUAAGGCAGAGACAGACGGUCUGAGGGAGGAGCUGGAGUUUGUUAGGACCCUCGGCGCUGACCUCAUCUUUGCCUGUGGGGAAACUGAGAAACCUGAAGUCAAGAAGACCAUUGACGAGAUGAACGCUGCCUGGGAGGGUCUGAACCGGACGUGGAAAGAGAGGAUGGAGAGGCUGGAGGAGGCCAUGACAGCGUCUGUGCAGUAUCAGGACGCACUGCAGUCCAUGUUUGACUACCUGGACAAUGCAGUGAUCAAGCUGUGUGACAUGUCGACUGUGGGAACUGAUCUGGGAACUGUCAAACAGCAGAUUGAAGAGCUCAAGCAGUACAAAGUGGAGGUUUACCAGCAGCAGAUUGACAUGGAGAAGCUCUGCCACCAGGGGGAGCUGCUGUUGAAGAAAGUCUCAGAUCAGACAGACAGGGACAUGAUCCAGGAGCCGCUGACCGAGCUCCGGCAUCUCUGGGACAACCUGGGGGAUAAAAUCACCCACAGACAGCACAAGCUGGAGGCUGCCCUGCUGGCUCUGGGUCAGUUCCAGCAUGCCCUGUCUGAGCUGCAAGCCUGGCUGAACCACACACACACCACUCUGGACACACAGCGACCAGUCAGCUCUGACCCCAAGGCUAUUGAAAUUGAGCUGGCCAAACACCACGUUUUGCGUAACGAUGUGCUAUCCCAUCAUGCCACGGUGGAGACUGUGAACAGUGCUGGCGCUGAGCUGCUCGAGUCCUCUCCUGGCGACGAGGCUAGCCAUCUGAGGGACCAGCUGGAUCACCUGAACCAGAGCUGGGAGAGCCUACUGCUCAAGACCCAGGAGCGGCAGAAGCUUCUAGAGGCCGCCUUGCACCAGGCUGAAGGAUUUCAUGGCGAGUUGGAGGAGUUCCUCCAGUGGCUGAGGAGGACGGAGAGCCAGCUGUCAGCUGCCAAGCCAACAGGCGGUCUGCCUGAAACAGCCAGGGAACAGCUACAGCAGCACACGGAGCUUCAGGCCCAGCUGAAUCACAGAGCAGACCAGUACCACCGCCUUCUGGACCAAGGAGAGUCCAUGCUGCUGGCUCGUGGAGGAGAGGAGGCGGGACCUGGCACCACCCAGACCCAGCAGAACCUGAGCAUGCUGCAGAACAAAUGGGCCAGCCUCAAUACCAAGAUGGACGACCGCAGGGCAAAGCUGGAAGAGGCUGUUGCCUUGGCAACGGGUUUCCAGACAUCUCUGCAGGACACCAUCAAUUGGCUGACCCAGGCUGAACAGACCCUGAACAUGGCCCAACCCCCAAGCCUCAUACUGGACACUGUGCUCUUCCAGAUUGAUGAGCACAAGGUGUUUGUGAAUGAGGUGAACACCCACAGAGAGCAGGUCCUGGCUCUGGAGAAGGCCGGCUCUCAGCUUCGUUUUGCCAGCCUGAAGCAGGAUGUUGUGCUUAUCAAAAACCUGCUGCUCAGCGUCCAGGCCCGCUGGGACAAACUGGUCCAGAGGUCACUGGACCGCGGACGACACCUCGACGAGGCCCGCAAACGCGCCAAACAGUUCCACGAGGCCUGGAGAAAGUUGACAGACUGGCUAGAAGAAGCCGAGAAAAGACUGGACUCAGAGCUGGAGAUCUCCAAUGAGCCCGACAAGAUCAAAGUCCAGCUGGCCAAACACAAGGAGUUUCAGAAAGCCUUGGGGUCGAAGCAGCCAGUUUACGACACCACAGUGAGGUCUGGGAAGGCUAUGAGGGACAAGGCUCAGCUGCCUGCAGACACCCAGAAACUGGACCACCUGGUGGGAGAGGUCCGUGACAAGUGGGACACCGUCUGUGGGAAGAGCGUAGAGAGACAACACAAGCUGGAGGAGGCCCUGCUGUUCUCAGGCCAGUUUGCAGAGGCUCUCCAGGCAUUGGUGGACUGGUUGUACCGGGUAGAGCCCCAGCUGGCUGAAGACCAGCCCGUACAUGGAGAUCUGGAUCUGGUGUCCAACCUCAUGGACUCACACAAGGCUUUCCAAAAGGAGCUGGGUAAGAGAACCAGCAGUGUUCAGGCUCUGAAGCGCUCAGCUCGGGAGCUGAUGGAGACUGGCCGCGAUGACACGGCGUGGGUCAAAGUUCAACUUCAGGAGCUCAGCAACCGCUGGGACACGGUGUGCGCCCUUUCGGUCUCAAAGCAAACCCGCCUCCAGCAGGCCCUCAAACAGGCGGAGGAGUUUCGUACGGCAGUGCAGGUGCUUCUGGAGUGGCUCUCCGAGGCGGAGCAGACGCUUCGCUUCCGCGGCGUCCUCCCCGAAGAGGCGGAGACUCUGCAGGCGCUGCUGCACACACAUCGUGACUUUAUGGGCACCGUGGAGGAAAAGAGGGCGGAUGUCAACAAGGCUGCCGGCAUGGGAGAAGCCAUCCUCACUGUUUGUCACCCCGACUCCAUCACCACCAUCAAACACUGGAUCACCAUCAUCAGGGCUCGCUUUGAGGAGGUGCUGACGUGGGCCAAACAGCACGAGCAGCGGCUGGAGACGGCUCUGACCGAGGUGCUCAACAACGCCAACCUGCUGGAGGAGCUGUUGUCAUGGCUGCAGUGGGCUGAGACCACAUUGGUCCAGAGGGACACAGAGCCACUUCCUCAGGACAUUCCACAGCUCAAAACACUCAUCACAGAACACCAGAUGUUUAUGGAGGAGAUGACGAGGAAACAGCCAGACGUCGACAAAGUGACGAAGACCUACAAAAGAAAGCCAGCUGAGGCUCCCAGCAGCCUGGCUGAGAGGAGAGGAGCUCGCAAACACCAGCAGCAGCAGCAGCAGCAGCAGCAGGCGGCCAUGCAGGUCUCUGGAGGAAACCCACGACUCAACCAGCUCUGUGCCAGGUGGCAGCAAGUUUGGCUGCUGGCUCUUGACCGCCAGCGCAAACUCAACGAUGGUUUGGACAGACUGGAGGAGCUCAAAGAGUUUGCCAACUUCGACUUUGACGUGUGGAGGAAGAAGUACAUGCGCUGGAUGAACCAUAAGAAGUCUCGUGUCAUGGACUUCUUCAGACGCAUCGACAAGGACCAAGACGGAAAGAUCACGCGGCAGGAGUUUAUCGACGGCAUCCUGGCUUCAAAGUUUCCCACUAGUAAGCUGGAGAUGACGGCAGUGGCAGACAUCUUUGACAGAGACGGAGACGGUUACAUCGACUACUAUGAAUUUGUUGCUGCUCUGCACCCCAACAAGGACGCCUACAGACCCACCACUGACGCUGAUAAGAUAGAGGACGAGGUGACUCGGCAGGUGGCCCAGUGUAAAUGUGCCAAAAGGUUCCAGGUGGAGCAGAUAGGAGAGAACAAAUACCGGUUCUUCCUCGGAAACCAGUUUGGCGACUCUCAGCAGCUGCGUCUGGUGAGGAUUCUGCGCAGCACAGUCAUGGUGAGAGUCGGAGGUGGUUGGAUGGCUCUGGACGAGUUCCUGGUGAAAAAUGAUCCAUGCAGAGUGCAACAUCCAGGACUUAAGAUUCUCCGCUCCGAUUCCAGUAGCUCCAUCUCAUCUCGUAUAGCUCGUGGUCGCACCAACCUGGAGUUGAGGGAGAAGUUCAUCCUUCCUGAAGGAGCAUCCCAGGGUCUGGCUGCCUUCCGCUCCCGGGGUCGACGCUCCAAACCGGGCUCCCGCAACGCCUCGCCCACCCGCUCCUCUUCCUCGGCCUCCCACAGCGGCGCCUCCCUCCCUUCAGCUCCCUCCGCCCCCGCCACACCGACGGCUUCCACAUCAUCCAGGUCCUCCCACACUCACUCGCGUGACUAUGCCAAGCCCUGGCUGGCACACAGUAAAACUCCAACGCCAACCAAGUGCCACUGCUGCCCAGAUCUCGGCCACACCACUCCUGGGCACGAGGGGGCGACGUCGGGGUCCAAACUAAAGAGGCCGACAUUCCACUCGAGCCGGGGCUCGCUGACCGGCGAGAACGGAGGAACAACACACACCAGCAAACCAUUGCGAACUGAUCCGAAGCGAGGGGCUUCCACUGUCAGCGGUCCUACCAGCCGGGCCGGCAGCCGGGCGGGCAGCCGAGCCAGCAGUCGCCGCGGCAGCGACGCCUCGGACGCAUCAGAGCUACAGGACGCCCGCUCCGUCUGCUCUGACACCUCGGACACCCCGCGUCGACCCGGUGGAGGGGCCAAACCCUCCAAGAUUCCCACCAUCUCCAAAAAGGCCCCCAGCCCAAAGACCUCAGGUUCUGCAAGAAAAUAACACCAGCCACACAUGGGGGACCUGCUGUCAUCGGUCGUCUGGGGAGAACCAGCUCUUCAACCUGAAGUCCAUCCGUAGGCCUUGAGCAGAAUCUGUGCACUAUGACUGACAUUUUCCAGGGGAAAGAAGGAGACGGAUAGGAUGAGUGAAUCUCCCUCUCACUCUUUCCCCCGUCUCACAAACGGACUGCAAACAUGCACAAGACGAGCAGGGUUGUGGUCUGGCAGUCCCAGGCCACAGUCUGUGGGGUCAAACCCGACUUUUCCCCUUUAAGAAGCGACCCCAUUUUGCCUUCCAGUCUCUUGUUUCGUCUCUCUAAAGUUCCCCGCCAGCGUGGAACCAGACACCAACGGACUUGACGUGAUGCUGCCUUACUUUGUGUUACACUCUUCUGUCCCGAUCAGACGGAGAAACAGACAAAGUCUUUAAACUGCUUUGCACCACACUGACACACAAAUACACACAUUUUAACACAGAGGCGGGGUAGGGAGUGGGACACACCACCACCACCACGGCUACACAAACUAAAAAAGCUCAAACGACAUUCAGGAAAAAAAAGAAGAAAGAAUUGUGGGUUAUUAUUUUGGCUUGUGGGCCAGAUGCCUCAACGAUGAGUUUAAAAAGAAAAUAUGCAACGACUGCCAUGUCGCUUCCUCCUGACUGGCUGGCGAGAAAAGCCGACACCUCAGCAGAUCUGCUCAAGCAGACACCACGUGUGGAGAGCUCAGGAGGCGGGAAACGCUGGCCGGCACACACACCGGCGAACCUCGCGCUCAGAGGAUCGCGGCGGUGACGGUGGUGGUGGCGUUGCUGCUGCAGCUGAGGGCAAACAGUCACACACUCAAACACCGCAGAGCAGACUCCUCCCGACCGCCGGACCGUUAAGAUCGGCCUCGUGUGUGCAUUUCAGCAAAGGGCGGUGUGGUUUUGUCACAUGCCACCGUAACAAUCCAACACACAGAAAUCACAAAAAGAAAGGACUGUUUUUACGGCGACACGCUCAUCUAACAGCACAUUUCUGACAACAUACGACGUGUAAGCUAACCCCACGUUAACGUUAACGACCGUGUUCGCCGGGUUUGACAACCAGCAUGCACUAAUUGUCUCUUCCUCUGCAAUUCCACCUUAAAUGUCUAUACUGCGUUGCCCUUAGCAACCCAGCAGCACACACACCCUCUCUCUCACACACGCACACAGACACACACACAUCAUGUGGUGUGUAUUGUGUGUGUUAUUGUUACAGGAAAUGAUGAUAAGAGGUCAUUGACUUGAGUCACUGUAUGCAAAAAUUUUAAUUUGCGAAUGUCAUUUUGUUUUUCUUCUCGUUGUUUUAUGGUUAAUUUAUAAUCCAGUUGUACUUUUGUUAUCUAGCUCGAAAGAAAACUAUUUAUUUUUCAGUUUCAUGUCAUAUCACCAUUCGCGGAGAGUGAUUUAGUAUUAUGGUUAAAGAAGUCGUGAUUUUUGUACCGAGGAAAUGUCCGCUCCGCUCUUUGGCAUCGUUUGUGUGUAAGGUGUGUUUCUACUUCAUGGUAACUUUGCAUUACUCACGAGGUCGCUGAUUCUGGUGUCAGCCUUGUUUUCUCUCUCUCUCUCUUUCUCUAAUGACUACAAUUCCCAGAUCAUGACCAAAGGGGUUUGCCCUUCAUGUGUAGAGAGAACUACAAAUAUGAAUGACAGGAGACCUGGACGCGGUGGACCAAUGAGAGCGGGUAUCCUCCCUCAUGUCCCUCCCCAGUGUCUCUUCUUCUAGGCUUUUUUUUCUAAUGUCCUGUCAUUGAUGGGGCCGAGUUGUCUGUGUGUUAUCUCGGUGUAAGAGAUGAAGUUUAUGAAAAACUAAUGAAAUUACAGUAAGGAAGAAGACAUCUUAAGGUGAUUUUUAUUUAUUUAUUGUCUCUGAGGGAGUCUGGACUCGGUGGCGCAGGAGACGAGUCUGCCACCUUUUGAUGCUGUGUGACUCUCAAUGUGAUGAUGAGAACAUGGAGGAGGGCGAUACUAGGAGUCAAUUGUGUACAAGUAAAACAAAAAACUAAAAUUAUAAACAAUUUUUGUUCUGUUUUUGUAUUAAAAUAUGCUUGCAGUAAAA